Messenger RNA from Racocetra fulgida, 234 nucleotides. The record is from the annotation of a GenBank genome assembly. Lineage: Eukaryota; Fungi; Glomeromycota; Glomeromycetes; Diversisporales; Gigasporaceae.
AUGCAAGGUCACGAAUCGACGUCAGAGCCUGAUCGUUUUCCGCGGGAAGAAUUUUCUUUUUUACCACAUGUUGUACAACUCCUUGAUAAAGUUUCUUCUGGCAAAAAUGAACUUAAAGAAAAGUUUCAACGAUGCCACCAAAUUUUACAAGAAUUACCUGGUGCUGACUUAUCGCGGGAAGAACAAGAAGCGCUAUUACGAGCUGAAAAUGCAUUACUUGAACAAAAAAGGUAA